Messenger RNA from Phyllostomus discolor (pale spear-nosed bat), 3796 nucleotides. It is a transcript of the gene ODF2, whose product is annotated as outer dense fiber of sperm tails 2. Gene Ontology annotation, cellular component: centrosome. Lineage: Eukaryota; Metazoa; Chordata; Mammalia; Chiroptera; Phyllostomidae. The transcript is spliced from 21 exons. The coding region runs from base 310 to 2742 and encodes 810 amino acids. Gene Ontology annotation, biological process: regulation of cilium assembly. The record is from RefSeq and is a predicted model, not a curated record.
GGGAGGAGCCGCCGCAGGAGCAGGACUACAUCCGCCGCGGCGUCUCCAUGGCACGACCCUGGCCGCCGAUUUCAACGACUUCAUAAGAAGGCGUUUCUGGGCUCAGCCGUGUCGCUCCUGGACAGUUGCUGUGCGACUUGGACAGUAGAGAGGAGCGCCUCCCAAGUUUUCAUCCACCUGCUACCCCCAAAGCUUCCACCCUCCUCCCCUCAGAGAGGACGUUUGAUGCCGGGCCCCUGAGAGUCUCAUUGACAAGCCCCUCUGGGUCCCCCUGAACAGAGCCCACCUUUGCGGCUUUGAUGCCUAGUCAUGUCUGCCUCAUCCUCGGGCGGCUCCCCCAGGUUUCCAUCGUGUGGGAAGAACGGAGUAACAAGUCUCACGCAGAAAAAGGUCUUGAGGACACCCUGCGGCGUACCCAGUGUGACUGUGACGAAAUCUCAUAAGCGCGGAAUGAAAGGGGACACCGUGAACGUGCGGCGGAGUGUCCGGGUGAAAACCAAGAAUCCACCUCACUGCCUGGAGAUCACGCCCCCGUCCUCAGAAAAGCUGGUCUCGGUGAUGCGGCUAAGUGACCUCUCUACCGAAGAUGACAACUCAGGUCACUGCAAAAUGAACCGUUAUGACAAGAAGAUUGACAGUCUUAUGAACGCGGUUGGUUGUCUCAAAUCUGAGGUCAAGAUGCAGAAGGACGAGCGCCAGAUGGCCAAAAGGUUCCUGGAGGAGCGGAAGGAGGAGCUGGAGGAGGUGGCCCAGGAGCUGGCCGAGACCGAGCACGAGAACAACGUGCUGAGACACAACAUCGAGCGCAUCAAGGAGGAGAAGGACUACACCCUGCUCCAGAAGAAACACCUCCAGCAGGAGAAGGAGUGCCUCAUGUCCAAGCUGGUAGAGGCUGAGAUGGACGGGGCUGCCGCUGCCAAGCAAGUCAUGGCCUUGAAGGACACCAUCGGAAAGCUGAAGACGGAGAAACAAAUGACCUGCUCGGACAUCAACACCCUGACGAGGCAGAAGGAACUUCUCUUGCAGAAGCUGAGCACGUUUGAGGAGACCAACCGCACCCUCCGAGACCUGCUGAGGGAGCAGCACUCCAAAGAGGAUUCCGGCAGGAUGAUGGAGCAGCAGGGGGCCCUUCUGAAACGGCUGGCAGAGGCAGACUCCGAGAAAGCGCGGCUGCUGUUACUCCUGCAAGAUAAGGACAAGGAGUUGGAAGAGCUCCUCCAGGAAAUACAGUGUGAGAAGGCUCAAGCCAAGACAGCAUCCGAGCUCUCUAAGUCCAUGGAGACCAUGCGUGGGCACUUGCAGGCACAGCUUCGGUGCAAAGAGGCAGAGAACAGUCGCCUGUGCAUGCAGAUCAAGAACCUGGAGCGCACUGGGAACCAGCACAAGGCGGAAGUGGAGGCCAUCAUGGAGCAGCUGAAGGAACUGAAGCAAAAGGGAGACCGAGACAAAGAGUCCUUGAAGAAGGCCAUCCGAGCCCAGAAGGAACGCGCCGAGAAGAGCGAGGAGUACGCCGAGCAGCUGCACGUGCAACUUGCCGACAAGGAUCUGUAUGUCGCUGAAGCUUUGUCCACUCUGGAAUCAUGGAGGAGCCGCUACAACCAAGUUGUGAAAGACAAGGGGGACCUCGAGCUGGAAAUUAUUGUCCUGAACGACCGAGUGACAGAUCUCGUAAACCAACAGCAAACCUUGGAGGAGAAGAUGCGGGAAGACCGGGACAGCCUGGUGGAGAGACUGCACCGGCAGACCGCCGAGUAUUCCGCAUUCAAGCUGGAGAACGAGAGGCUGAAGGCCAGCUUUGCUCCGAUGGAGGACAAACUCAAUCAGGCGCACCUCGAGGUCCAGCAGCUGAAGGCAUCGGUUAAGAAUUACGAAGGGAUGAUUGACAACUAUAAGAGUCAGGUGAUGAAGACCAGACUGGAGGCUGACGAAGUGGCUGCCCAGCUGGAACGCUGCGACAAAGAGAACAAGAUGCUUAAAGAUGAGAUGAACAAAGAGAUUGAAGCGGCUCGGAGGCAGUUCCAGUCCCAGCUGGCUGACCUGCAGCAGCUGCCUGACAUCCUCAAGAUCACGGAGGCGAAGCUGGCAGAGUGCCAAGACCAGCUGCAGGGCUACGAGAGGAAGAACAUCGACCUCACAGCCAUCAUAUCAGACCUGCGCAGCCGGAUCGAACAUCAGGGGGACAAGCUGGAGAUGGCAAGAGAGAAACACCAGGCCUCCCAGAAGGAAAAUAAACAGCUGAGUCUGAAGGUGGAUGAACUGGAGAGGAAACUGGAGGCGACCAGCGCCCAGAACAUCGAGUUCCUACAGGUGAUCGCCAAGAGGGAGGAGGCCAUCCACCAGUCCCAGCUGCGGCUGGAGGAGAAAACUCGAGAAUGCGGGGCGCUGGCAAGACAGCUGGAGAGCGCCAUCGAAGACGCCAGGAGGCAGGUGGACCAAACCAAGGAGCACGCAGCUUCCAAGGAACGAGCAGCCCAGAACAAAAUCCUGGACCUUGAGACGCAGCUGAGCAGGACCAAAACGGAGCUGAGCCAGCUGCGGCGGAGCCGUGAGGACGCCGACCGCCGCUACCAGAGCCGGCUGCAGGACCUGAAGGACCGCCUGGAGCAGUCGGAGAGCACCAACCGCAGCAUGCAGAACUACGUCCAGUUCCUCAAGUCGUCCUACGCCAACGUGUUCGGGGACAGCCCUUACGCUCCCUACCUGACCAGCUCCCCCAUCCGCUCCAGGUCUCCUCCCGCCUGAGGCCGCCCGCCUGGGGCCUGGGGCCUGGAGCCCGGACCGAGGCCGCGGGAACUGACAAGUCGCCAAGCCAUACCCGGAAAGCCCACGUGUGGCUUUCCCGUCUCUUCCAGUGCUGAAGUGCGCUCAGGAUCUUGUCCUUAGCCACUGGCUCCACGGAAGUCCCUAAAGCAGGAGGGACGAAGAAGCAGGAACCACUGUCUCCUCUUUCCGCUAGAGGUGCCCAAUGGAAGUUUUCGACGUCCGUGCCAGGCCUUACUCCCAAAUCCACUGCGAUGAGGGAACCAGAUUUUAACUCACCGUAGCUUUGCCCGUACCUUUCCAGAGAGAAUGUUUGGACUGGACUGGACUUCUUCCUCCAGUCCCGUUAUGGCCCUCUUUCUAGAAAUAUCUUUCUUAAGUAUUCUGAGGUCCUCGCCACGCGUCCUGGGCCGGGAGCACGGUCGCUUCCUCUCUUCCUUACCCCGUGGGUGCCGUGUUUUCCCCAAGCCCAGGGGUGGCCUCUCACACCCGAGUUCCCGCGAGGCCACUCGCUCCCACGCACUUCACGGCAGACGCACAAGGGCUCACGUGCAGUUGGCCUUCGGAAAGGGUAAUCCCAGGAUCGUUGAUUUUUGUUUCUCUUUGCCAGGUUUGUAGCCGAGAAAUGCAUUUAUCUUUGAAAUAUUUGUGUUGUUUUACAAAAAGCUUUUCUAGUCAAUAUUUAAGAGUCCGUGGAUGAUUUUCUUUACCCACCCCCCCCGCCCCGCUUCUAAAAACGAUUAAGUAAAACGUUGCAAGGGAGCCCGUAGACAUUUGUAAAGUACUUGGUGCACGGAACAUGAGGUUUUUCUUUUCAUUUUGGCCCAGUGUCGUCUUUGUGGGCGUUCCUCGAAAUGACGGGGGUGGGCAUUGCUCAUCCUUGAGGGGAAGAUCACUUUAGCUGGUGGGAAGAAGAUAUGUGUAUACGUUACCGUUUUUAAAAUGUUAAUUGGUUUGCGAAUGAUGCAUUGGCUAUUUUUGUUCUCUUCACAUUUUCUUGUAUUUAAAAGAAAGAGAAAGAAACAAAUUUUUUCCC